AUGACGAGUACUCACAGGAAGUUCAUCAAUAUAAUAGAAAAAUACAUGUGCAAUGGGGUCCACAACCCCAUUGUAUCAUCAAUAAUCAUCAUCUCAUUCAUCUUGGGACAACUUAUGAACUCUUCAUCAGCAUUUAAAACAACACUAGCACAGACAACUUCACAACUGAUAGUCGAAGAGGUAAUAAAUGGUACAAUAGAUGGCGAACCAAUCUCGUAUAUCCAAGACACAACGACAAAUCCAUCCUUUGAUGAUUAUUUUUAUGAUUUACUUUCCAAUAUAAUCAAUCUUGUAUUCAUUUAUCGUUUUGUCACGAGAAACAGCUCGCCACAUCAAUCCAGAACAAAUUCUGUUUAUCAAGAAUUAUGCAUGUUUAUAACGCAACUUGUGGCAGCAACCUAUUUCAUGUCAAUGUAUUUCACUCAAUUUCCCAAAUUAUUACAGAUUCUUACAUCACUACAAUUAGUUUUACCGUUCAUCAUAUUUUUCAUUUCAAUUUCAUCAAAUAGGACCAUCUGUAAGCCAUUAAAAGAGUGUAACAACAACAUCCUUCCGUUUUUCAUCACCAACUCAUUUCUUUUUAUAAACACAACAUUUACUACUAGCACAUCUACUUCUGCUGGUACUUUAUCACAACUUAUUAGCUGGCUAUAUUUAUUUGCAGCUUACUCACAGAAAUUAUACCUCAUCUACCAAUACGUGAUAUAUGAAUUGAUUACUGUCUACGAAGAAGAAGAUGAUGAAGAAGUGGAAAAACAAAAUGAUGAAAAACACGAUUUAGAGAAAGGGGCUGUAAACAAAAGGAGUAACCAUUCGACGUUUCUGGAAUUCAAGAAUAGGUUAAUGAUGUCCGUAUGCUAUAUUGUUAUGGGUGUGGAUUUAGUAUUCAUGUGCUUAUUAAUAUAA
Messenger RNA from Lodderomyces orthopsilosis Co 90-125, 906 nucleotides. RefSeq lists its product as uncharacterized. The record is from RefSeq and is a predicted model, not a curated record. Lineage: Eukaryota; Fungi; Ascomycota; Pichiomycetes; Serinales; Debaryomycetaceae. Bases 1 to 906 code for a protein of 301 amino acids. The transcript has a single exon.